This is a messenger RNA of Lymnaea stagnalis (great pond snail), 171 nucleotides long. Lineage: Eukaryota; Metazoa; Mollusca; Gastropoda; Lymnaeidae. The record is from the annotation of a GenBank genome assembly.
GUGUUCAUCACUCCAAGUAUCAAUGUUGGCCCAGGCAAGAAGCCGCCAAUUAUCAUUGUUAGCAACAAGAAGGGAAUGCCCAUUACCAUGACAAGGGGUGGCAGCAUUAUUAGAACACUCCCCUAUGGAAGCUCAACACUCCUCAACUCACUGAAGCCCUCCAUACUCAGA